GAACAUGAACAUGGAAUCGACGAAUAAUUGGAAUAUCAUAUCGGGUCUGUCGCUUCAACUUUGCUCGCUGGUUUCCCAGUUGGCGCAACGCGCAGUGCAGUGAGUGGAGACAAGUGUAUAUAUGUUUAUAUAUAUAACUAUCAGAAUCAUGGCGAAUCCGAGAAAAUUCAGUGAAAAAAUUGCUUUGCAAAUGCACAGACAAGCCGAAGAAACUGCCAGAUUCGAACAGAUAAUGAGAGAAGUGUCAGCAGCCACUGCUCAGGUUGACAGGACACCGUCUAAUGAAAAUACUUUGCAUAUUAACACCCAAUCGUUGGGAGCUUUCCGAGGAGGCUCCCUUCCCAAUGUAUCUGCAGGAAAUACAACUAAUAAGACAAGUACCCAUACAUCUCGUGCAAAUAAGACAGAAGAAAUUACACAACCUAGGUCUCUUAGCCAUAGAGUGGGAAGACCUAGAUCACAAGCAGGACCAAUAAGGAGGCCACACGACAGAAGGCUGGACAGUUCUCCUUACUCUAGUGGUUCCUUUUUGAGUCCUCCUCCUGAUACUAGUUGGGGAAAUAGACGAGCUAACAGUGAUUCAGCUUUACAUCAAAGUGCAAUGCAGGGUGCUAGUCCUGAUAGAAGUGAUAAUUCAAGAAAUAGGUGGAUGGUCCAUGACAACCAUGAAAGGAACAAUGGAAGACCAAGAUCAAGUUGUGAUAUUACUCGAAUAUCUCCAAGAAUUCAUGUAUAUCCUUCGCCUCAGGUGUCAGGCUCAGCACAAGUACCUAUUGGAAAUAAUACUGGUUCCCUACCAGAUCUUACAAAUAUGGACUUCUCAUCUCCAAUUUCUGUACCUUUGGACCAGGACAGAGAUCAAGGAAGUUCUCCUUAUGGUUCUGAUUAUUUAUUUCCAAAUCAGUACGUAGAACUUGAUUCAUUUACUCCUGUGAAUCCAUUUCAGAGUCCAGUCAAUGUAAGCCCUACUCCAUCACCAACUAACAUUCAUCAAGGAGUUAGAAAUCAAAACCAAUUUCAUUUCAAUCAAGGACCAUCACAUCCUCCUCACUCUAAUCAUUUAUCAGUUCCAGUAAACUCUAGAUAUCCUCUUCGUCCUCACAAGGGAAUAUCAUUAGAGGAAAAUAUACCAGUUGUAAUAGAUAGAGGACCUCAUAAUGACAUGUCUAAUAUAUAUCGCCAACGAUGUUCUCCCCCCACAUCUUCUCCAACGCCGCCUGGUACAUACAGAUCACGACCAAGUCCACAUUCUUCGCCAAGUCCGGGCGGUAGACAUUCAGCUCCUUGUAGUCCAGGAGCUCCAAGCCCAUUGUCGAAUGACUAUCACAACCUUUUCAGUCCACAACAAGCUACACAAUUCCAACAGAAUUUCGAGCAGUUGUCUAUGUUGGACAAUCCAGUCAACGCCGUAUCCUAUGUAGAAGAACAACAUAUGGGCAGCCAAAUGACAACAAACAAUCCACAAGCCCUGUCAGAUGUUUCUGGUGCUACAAAUAUAGAACUGACAUUGGAUGGAGGCUACUAUAGUACCUCGCCAUCGCAGCUUAUGUAUCCUACCACAUCGCCCAGUUUACACACAACUCCAAAUACACCAACUAGUAUACCUGAUAUUACUUUGACCGACUUUUCCUCGGCAUCGGAAGACACAACUAGGCAAGAUUUAGCAGCAGUGAAGCAAUUUGAGGAAGAAUUGUUCUCUGAAGAUGCAUUAAGAAGUAGUUUGGAACCGUUAGGUUCAGACGAAUUUCAAAUUUUAGCAGAAAACGGUAUCAAUUUCAUACCAGAUACCAUAGAAGAACAUUUCAGGCUGGAUCAUUCAUAACAAAAAUAAAAAAGGUUUACUGCCAUCAUAUCUUGUACCUUGAUAUACACUUCCGACCUUUUUGAACUUCUAGAUGUGAUCUUCAAUUCCACCAAUGCCCCAAAGGAAUGGAUGAGUGAAAUGUUUGAAUACUGAAGGUUGAAUGAUGUAGUUAUCGACAUUUCAUUUGGUGUAGUCAGGACAGAUGAUAAAAAUAGAAGAAACAUGAAUGUAAUGAUUUACGUUUGUGUUAUGAAAACAGAUUAAUUAUAUUUGAAGACUGAUAGCAGUUUUACACUGUUUUAACGAAUUUUUGAAUCAUUUGAAUCAAAAAAGUCAACAUUUGAUAAUUGAAUAAAUGGGUUCAACUUUUUCUUAAUGUAUAUUUAUUGUUUGUAUGGAUAAGUACACAAUAAAAAAUUUUAUUAUA
Harmonia axyridis is the source of this 2231-nucleotide messenger RNA. RefSeq names its product CREB-regulated transcription coactivator 1 (gene Crtc). The coding region runs from base 122 to 1822 and encodes 566 amino acids. Gene Ontology annotation, cellular component: nucleus; cytoplasm. NCBI's taxonomy places the organism in Eukaryota, Metazoa, Arthropoda, Insecta, Coleoptera, Coccinellidae. Gene Ontology annotation, biological process: protein homotetramerization; positive regulation of transcription by RNA polymerase II. The transcript has 12 exons. Gene Ontology annotation, molecular function: cAMP response element binding protein binding. The record is from RefSeq and is a predicted model, not a curated record.